GAAAAAUAAAUACUAUUUGACAUCUUGGAAAGUUUCUACAAUAGAUUCAUUAUCGUAGACAGAAGAUUUCUGCUACAAAACAUUUCUAAGCCGACAAGUUAAGAAUAUGUCCCUGGAGUGAACUCAAUUGUUUAGAACCAUGUUCUACAAUAGAUUCAUUAUUGUAGACAGAAGAUUUCUGCUACUAAACAUUUCUAAGCUGACAAGUUAAGAAUGUCUUUGGAGUGAACUCAACUGUUUAGAAUCAAGUUCUCAAUGCUGUUAUUAAUACUAUCCAGCAGCCGUCCUUGCAGGAGCAACUAACCAGUCAAACACAGCCCCAUGGAUCCUAGAUUGCUCAAGGCAGCGACGUCUGGCAAUGUUGCUGACCUUAAUCAGUUGGUUAGGGAAAGCCCCAAUAUCCCUCUUGGCAAAACUCCCCUUAAUAACACAGCCCUUCACAUUGCGGUGAUGUUUGAGCACGAGCAAUUUGCAAAGGAGCUCUGUUCAAGUAGUCCAUCCCUCCUUUUGACAACAAACUCAAAUGGAGAGACUCCGUUGCACAUCGCUGCUAUGGCUGGUCAUCACUCUAUGGCCACUUUUUUUAUUCAUGUUGCAUCCGAGGUGCCUCAUCAUGGCGAUGACAUAGAGAGGCAGAUGAUGAUGACAACGGAUAAGAAUGGGAACACCGUUCUGCACCAGGCCUGCUUGCGGCACGGCCACAGCAGCCUAGCGCUGGAGCUGCUGGAGGUAGAACCCGAGCAGUCAAAAUUGAUCAACCGCAACGAUGAGUCACCGAUGUACAUUGCAGCCUUUGGAGGCUUAGCUGAUGCUGUGAUCGCAUUGGUGCGAAUUCCUUCAUCUAAUCAUGGAGGACCCAAUGGAAACAAUGCUCUGCAUGCUGCUGCUGUGGCCGAGCAUUCAGGCAUAACGGAAAUGUUGUUGAGACAAAGGCCGGAGCUCGCCAAAGCUCUGAACAAGCGUGGUGUCAGCGCACUCGUUCGUGCAGUACAGAGCCAGAAACUGGAGAUGUUGCAGUUGUUUCUAAGGUUUGAUCCCUCUCUGGCAUACACGAUGAAUGCUUUGGGCUCGGCCAUUCAUUAUGCUGCAGGACUAGGCCAUGUCCGCAUGACCGAAGAGCUCAUGCGCCACUGUCCAGACUCUGGUCUUGCAGUUGAUAGAUUCGGCCAUAAUGCACUUCAUGUGGCAAUAGCUCAAGAGAAGGUGGAUUUUGUUAAGUACAUCCUAAAGACACCAGCGCUUCGUGGAUUGCUUAACCAGCCAGCUAGCGGAUGGGUAACUCCCCGGCAUUUGGCUGCGAAGGGUUGCAAUCCCGAAAUACUUCGAGCUAUCUUGGCUGAUGAAAGGGUGGACCGUGGGGCUGGCGGCUGGGCUGCUCUCGGACAGUUCAUUGAAAAUAAGGAACCUGCCAAAACUUUGAAAUGGGGUGCGAUGUCGUGCGGUACAUCAUAAGUACUUUUUGUUCGUGCCAUUCCAGCCGUGGGUGAAAGUGGACACUGGCAACUUGCCAAAAAAGAGAUCGCCGAGCAAGCAAACCGUCGAAUCCAAUCAUUAACUCAAAGAUACACCCAGAACACCACGGUGACGGCCAUCCUCAUUGCCACGGUUACAUUCGCCGCUGCCUUCACAAUGCCUGGAGGGUUUAGCAGCGACGAGGGCCCUGACGAAGGCUUGCCAAUUCUAGCGAGGAAAGCAGCCUUUAAGGUGUUCUUGAUAUCGGACACCAUUGCUAUGGCCACCUCCCUCGCUGUUUCUUUUCUAUGUAUCUUUGCAGGAUGGGAAGACAUGGACUUCUUGCUCCACUACGGGGCAUCCACAAGGAGGCUGCUGUGGUGUGCAUUUGCUGCAAUGUCUGUGGCAUUUGCUACCGCGAUGUUCACAGUGGUAGCACCACGAAACCUGUGGCUGGCUGUCCUUAUUUGUUUACCGUGCUGUGCCCUUCCCUUCGUCACCUAUAUCUUGGGCAUGUGGCCACUCUGCAAGCUCCCCCUUCGUUUUGGCAGGACGUUUCGCCCGGAUCUCCUCGAACAGAUCUAGCUAUUCAG
Molecule: messenger RNA, 2045 nt
Organism: Elaeis guineensis (African oil palm)
Lineage: Eukaryota; Viridiplantae; Streptophyta; Magnoliopsida; Arecales; Arecaceae
Cellular component (GO): plasma membrane
Molecular function (GO): protein binding
Source: RefSeq, a predicted model, not a curated record